Molecule: messenger RNA, 2460 nt
Organism: Hippocampus zosterae (dwarf seahorse)
Lineage: Eukaryota; Metazoa; Chordata; Actinopteri; Syngnathiformes; Syngnathidae
Product: protein FAM8A1-like
Exons: 5
Coding region: 17-982 (321 amino acids)
Source: RefSeq, a predicted model, not a curated record
GUCACCUUCGUCCAACAUGGCGGACACGGAAAACACAAACAUGGACUCCGAUAAGAAGAAAGGUUCUAAUGCGCUUAAACGCCGCGUAGGAGAAGAUUCACACCGACAGGAGACACCCAAAGACGAGAAAGAUAUACCUGAAAGUUGCACCACCGCGGAGUAUUGCGAGAAGUUACAGGCGUGGAUGUGCCAAUAUUCCACCGGCUUUGUGACUUGGCAGAGCUGGCUGGCGGCGUCAGCAGCCAUGUCCUAUCCGUGUGUUUUCCAGUCGGUCAACGGGACGUCGACGGCGCGUCUCGAUCACAACGCUCAGUACUACGGUGUUCCCUUGUCGCUCAAUGCGGCCGCCUCCGGCUCCCCGAGUAGCCGAGGAGGUGAAGUCGCGGGCGGGGCUGCAGUGCCCACUCAGCCGCAGCAGCUGCCACAGGAGAAUGGAAACGCGCGCAGGCCAGGUCGAGAGUACACCAUCCCCUCACCUCUCCAAAGACUCCUUGCUGAAAUUGUGGACUUCUUCAUUCUGUUUUUCAUCAAAGCGACCAUUAUCAUCAGUAUUAUGCACCUGAGUGGAAUCAAGGAUGUGUCCAAGUUUGCAAUGCAUUUUAUCAUCGACGAAAUAGAUGAGGAAACGUCAAUGGAGGAGUUGCAGAAAAUGAUGCUGUUUGCUCUUGUAUACCCAAUAUUAGUGUGCUUUUAUGAGAUUGUGUGUAUUUGGGGAGCUGGAGGAGCAACCCCUGGAAAAUUCCUCAUUGGACUUCGAGUUGUGACAUGUGACUCAUCAGUUCUGGUUCAGCCCAACCGGGUCCUCGUGGUGCCGGCAACAGACGUGUCUCUGUCCGCAUCAACUGUGCGAGCCCUGAGCAAGAACUUUUCAAUCGCUUUCUUCUUCCCAGCUUUUGUCACGCUUCUGUUCUUCCAGCACAACAGGACUGUGUACGACAUGGUCGCUGGCACCAUUGUUGUCAAGCGCUCUAGGGUCAGAUGACCCAGACGAGCAUCGCCGCCACCUGCAGAGCGCACCGCGUCAAGUGUUUGACACUAAAUAUGAGCAGAACUUAUUUCUGGUUCAUGUGCACCAGGGCUCCAUAAUGAGGGCAGAGACGGUCUUUUGGAUCGCUGAGCCGCAACCUGCACUUGGUUUGUGUCUGACCAAACGGCUGCAUGGGUCUUUGUGCCAAGUUCACGUCUCUUUUUCAAAUAUGACGGGGGGUGAGAUUUGCCUUUUUUUUAAUACUAUUGUAGAUCUGGGGUGAGUGUUUGUUCGCGCUAUAUUUCAGUUCGCAAUCUAUUUAUUUGUAGCACGCUAGCCUCAGUGUCAGUGAAAUAAUAAUUUGAAACAUGGGGCCUCUUGGUUUAUUGUUUCAGGUGCUCAAGUACUUCUGUUUUUCAAAGGCACAAUCUGUGUUUUGAAACUUGGACUCUUCCUCAUCUUGCCACGUUCUGGCAAUCCGCAUGAUUUUAUGAGACAGACUAAGCUAUUGGAAGGCAAUUGAAAAACUCUUGCGAUUGAAUUGGACUACAGUGUAGCCUCUCAGGCAAUGGUGCCAAACUCAAGGCCGGGGGCCAGAUCUGGCCUGCCAUAUGAUUUUACGUGGCCCAUGAAAGCAAAUUGUGUCCAUUUACUUCAUUUUUCUUACUAAAAUAUAGAAUUUACAUAUUGUUUUCACUUUUAAAAAUGUUGCGAUAUUGCAUGCAUUUUAUUUUGUUUUUUAUCAAUUCCCCCUUUAAUAAAUAGGUGCAACAUUUGAACAACUUUUAAGGCCUUUGCUUUCAAAAGUAGUAAUUCAUCAAUUUGUUGUGUAUAUGUAAUAUGAGGCUAGCAUACAUUUAUUUGCGUUCAUAGUCAUAGCAGCCCUUCAAGGAAACCAUAACUGAUGUGGCCUGUGACAAAAAUCUGUUCGACACUCCGGCUCGAAGGUCAUACGCAAUCAGUUUAGGAAUGCAGCCGUACGUGUGGUUGAGGAACUUAUAGAAAUCAUUUGUACCAAGGCCAAACUGUUGCAUCAUAAAAUCUUUAUCAAGGAUACAGGCAAAGCUCUAAGCUACAUUUUCACAACGAUCAUGCAAGUGUUAACGGAAGUGAACCACUCCUAAUAUUUAAAUGUAACAAAAGUGAGUCUUUCGUGACCAAGAAUAACAAAGUGAAAAUAAUUCACAUAAGCUUUUCUAUUUGUAGCUUUCUUUACAAAAACAAGCCAAGUGGCAAAAGACGUAAACCAUUGUUAAAGGUAAAAUAAAACACUCUUUGUUUUAAGUGACAAUAUGGCACUGGAGUCUUACUGCUUUGAAUGUGAGUCUGCUUACUUUGUGUAAAUGCAAUGAGGCCAAGGCAGAAGUGAAUUGUGACUUUUGAGGAUUUUUUUUUCUAAUAACCAUUGCAUGACCUCGGGGAUACUUGACUUUUGCCGUUCCAACCUGAAGCCCAGCGGUCUGGUCUGCUUACACUUUUUUGACCCCCCCCCC